Molecule: messenger RNA, 1194 nt
Organism: Eimeria mitis
Lineage: Eukaryota; Apicomplexa; Conoidasida; Eucoccidiorida; Eimeriidae
Exons: 7
Coding region: 1-1194 (397 amino acids)
Cellular component (GO): cytoplasm
Source: RefSeq, a predicted model, not a curated record
AUGGGGUAUCCGCUAAUAGCCGCGAGACUAAACGCCGUCGACGCCCUCAGGCUGCUCAAAAGCAUAACAACGGCGUCAAUCCAAGAGAAAGCAGCAGCACUGCACUACCUGCAAGAGGGGCAGCAGCUGCUGAAGUCCCAGCUGGCGCAGCUCUUCCUUCAGGCGGACACGAUGCGCCGUGUUGCUGUCGAUAUACAAAAACAAAUAGCUGUGUUAUAUAUAGAAGCGGCAAAGAAGAGAGAAGAAAAAGAUAAUAAUAAUUAUAAUGAAGAAGAAGAAGAAGAAGAAGAAAGUGAAGAAGAAAUAGGAAAAGGGAAAGGUGCAUAUACACCUGAAAUUGAUGAAAGUGGAAAUGAUGAUACAGAAGAAGAAAACAAAAAAAACAAAAAAAGAAAAGGAAAAAGAAGAAAAAAAAAACAACAACAACAAGAAGAUAAAGAAGAAGAAGAAGAAAAUAAAGAAAACAACAAAGAAGAAGAAGAAGAAGAAGACGAAGAAAAAGAAGAAGAUAAAGAAAGUGAAGAAGAAGAAGAUAAAGAAGAAGAAGAAGAAGAAGAGAUAGAUGAUGAAGAAGAAGAUAUAGAAGAAGAGACAGAAGAAGAAGAAAAAGAAAAUGAAAGUGAAGAAGAAGAAGAUAAAGAAAGUGAAGAAGAAGAAGAAGAGGGGGCCCCCGAGGGUACUGGGGGGCCCCCAAGGAAGAGGAUGGGGGCCCCCUACAGUCGAGGGGGCCCUAAAGGAGACAAUGAAAGCAAAAGAAGAACAGAAGAAGACGCAGGAAGAGAAAAUACACAAUACAGCAUUCUUUGCAUCCACCCCGACAACAAGCAGCAGCAGCAGCAACAGCAGCAGCAGCAGCAGAAGCUGCUGUUUGUCGUGUUGUGUAUGGGUGUUACGUGGUGUUGCGUCGUUCCUCUUCUAGGGGGUCUAGGGACAGUUGUUGCAGGAGAUGACGGGCUGCUGCUGCUGCUGCUGCUGCUGCAGCAGCAGCAGCAGCAGCAGCAGCUUGUGCUCAGCUCUAAGGACUACAGCAGCAACAGGCACAUCACCAGCAGCCAGAUCAGCAACAGCAGCAGCAGCAGCAACAGCAGCAGCAUGAACAACAACAGCAGCAGCAGCAGGAGCAGCAGCAGCAGCAGUAGCAGCAGUAGCAGCAGCAGCAGCAGGAGCAGCAGCAACAGCAGCAGCAGGAAAUAG